AUGACACCCUAUUCCUCCCAAUCGCCAUCCGCACCGUCUCCGUCUUUGAAGCGCAAGCAAGCGACCAUUUCCAGUUUCUUCUCCCAAAAACCAUCCUCACAGACCAGUGUCUCGAACGAUUCAGCAGCUAUCCAAGAACGUGUAUCUAAGAAAAGACCUGCGUCGCCGGUUCAGGACAAUGAUCCGAAGCAUGCAGCGCCCGAACUAGAGCCCGAAGCCGAAGACGAGGACGAAAUGGUCGUGCGACCUACCAAGCGUGCUAGAACGAACGCAUCUACACCAGUAGAACCGAGACAAUCGAAAUUGGACCCAGAAAGACCUCCAAACCCACCCUCCCAGCCACACAGCGGCCAACGCACCGACAUCUUCAAAUUCCAGAAUUCACCCGCGAUUGCCAUACCCGAGGAUGAACAGGCAGAUAUCCAGCGAAAGCAGGCAAGAGAAAAACUCCACCAGAAGUUUGUGCGCAAGCUUGGGGGCGCAGACUGUCUGAUUGGAAUUGGCCGCACGGCAUCGACUGAUGCUGCUGGUGCCGCUGAGGCCGAAGAAGGCGAGGAUGAAGACGAGGCUCCCCCGCCCCGACUAAGGGCAAAGAAGCAGGUUAUUGAAAUCAAGCGGAAACACAUGGGUACGGUACUUGUCAUUGAGGUCGGGUAUAAAUUCCGAUUCUUUGGAGAAGAUGCAAGGAUUGCGGCGAAAGAGUUGGGGAUUGUAUGCAUUCCGGGGAAAUUCAGGUUCGACGAACAUCCAUCGGAAGCCCACAUCGAUCGGUUCGCUUCUGCUAGUAUUCCUGUGCAUCGACUACACGUCCACGUCAAGCGUCUUAUUACAGCAGGCCAUAAAGUCGGCGUGGUACGCCAGAUCGAAACCGCUGCACUCAAGGCUGCGGGCGACAAUCGCAAUGCUCCUUUCGUUCGCAAGUUAACUAACUUGUACACGAAAGGUACAUACAUUGAUGAUAUCGAGGGUCUCGAGGGUCCAGCUCCGGCGGCUGGAAACGCUUCGCCUGCUACGGGGUACAUGCUCUGCAUCACGGAGUCGAAUGCCAAAGGAUGGGGUAAUGAUGAGCGAGUCCAUGUUGGAAUCGUCGCCGUGCAGCCUAACACAGGCGAUGUGAUCUAUGAUGAUUUUGAGGAUGGGUUCAUGCGAAGUGAAAUCGAGACUCGGCUUUUGCAUAUCGCGCCUUGUGAGAUUUUGAUAGUCGGGGAGAUGUCCAAGGCUAGUGAGAAGCUUGUUCGGCAUUUAUCUGGGAGUAAGAUGAAUGUUUUCGGAGAUGCAGUGAGGUUGGAACGAACCGAGAAGAAAAAGACUGCUGCUGCUGAAGCGCAUAGCCAUGUCUCGAGCUUCUAUGCUGGCAAGAUGAAAGCUACGGGGACAGAUGAGGAUGUGCAUGCUUCGCAAUUGUUGAAAAAUGUUCUCGAGUUGCCGGAGCAUGUUACGAUUUGCUUGUCUUCUAUGAUCAGACAUAUGACUGAGUAUGGGCUCGAGCAUGUCUUUGACUUGACGAAGUACUUCCAGCCGUUCUCUGCGAGGUCCCAUAUGUUGCUGAAUGGCAAUACACUUGUUAGUCUGGAGAUCUAUCAGAACCAGACGGACCAUUCGGCAAAAGGAAGUCUUUUCUGGACCCUGGAUCGUACGCAGACGCGGUUUGGGCAGAGGUUGUUGCGAAGAUGGGUCGGAAGACCUUUGCUUGAUAAGAAGCGGCUGGAGGAGAGGACAAGUGCUGUGGAGGAGUUGACGAACCCUGCAAAGGCUGUCUCUGUAGAGAGAAUCAAGGGGUUAUUGAACAAGAUCAAGAGUGAUUUGGAGAAGAGUCUAAUCCGUAUUUACUACGGCAAGUGCACUCGACCAGAGCUCCUAACAGUCUUGCAGACCUUGCAAACGAUCGCCAUGGCCUUCUCAGAUGUUAAGUCCCCAGCGGAUACGGGAUUUGAAUCAGCACUUCUUAGUGAAGCCGUUGCGGCCCUGCCAACAAUCCAAGAAGAAGUGACCCGCUUUUUGGAUAAAAUCAAUAUGUAUGCGGCCAAAAAGGAUGACAAGUACGCCUUCUUCCGGGAAGAAGAGGAAACCGACGAGGUUGGAGAACAAAAGCUGGGCAUCGCUUGUAUUGAACACGAGCUACAGGCCCAUCUCAAGGUCGCCGAGGAGAAAUUGGGCCGAAAGAAAGUUGAGUACGCCACAGUCGCUGGCAUCGAGUACCUGAUUGAGAUCGAGAACAACUCACUCGCGAUCAAAAAGGUGCCCGCCUCCUGGGUCAAAGUCAGCGGCACGAAAAAGGUCUCCCGCUUCCACACACCAGAAGUCAUACAACUCAUCCGCCAACGAGACCAAUACAAGGAAGCGCUCGCUGCAGCCUGCGACAAAGCCUUUGCAGCUCUCUUAGCAGAAAUUGCCCAACAAUACCAAUCCUUCCGAGACUGCGUCCAAUCCCUCGCAACCCUCGACUGCCUCGUCUCCCUGUCCGUUAUCGCUCAACAACCUGGUUAUGUCAAACCCGAAUAUACCGAAGAAGCCUGUCUCCACGUGUCGCAAGGCCGCCAUCCAAUGGUCGAGCGCCUCCUAACAGACGCGUACGUUCCCAAUGACACAAAACUCGACCAUGACGGCACGCGCGCCCUCCUGGUGACGGGACCAAACAUGGGCGGCAAGUCGAGCUAUGUCCGCCAAGUCGCGCUCAUCGCGAUCAUGGGCCAAAUCGGCUCCUACGUGCCCGCCGAAUCAGCUCGUCUAGGCCUUCUCGACGCUGUAUUCACACGCAUGGGCGCUUUCGACAACAUGCUCGCAGGCGAGUCAACAUUCAUGGUCGAACUCUCGGAAACAGCAGAUAUCCUCAAACAAGCGACGCCGCGGUCCCUAGUCAUUCUCGACGAACUGGGUCGUGGGACAUCCACUCAUGAUGGUGUUGCUAUCGCUCAGGCUGUGCUAGACCACAUGGUGCGCUCUAUUCAAUCGCUGACACUGUUCAUUACGCAUUACCAGCACCUUUCCCGAAUGGUGCAAUCAUUCCCACAGGCCGAGCUCCGGAAUGUGCAUAUGCAGUUCACGGAGUCUGGCAAAGAUGAUGAUAUCACUUUUCUUUAUGAGGUCGGGGAAGGCGUUGCACAUCGGAGUUAUGGAUUGAAUGUUGCGCGGUUGGCGAAUCUGCCUUCGUCAGUGAUCGACCUUGCGAGGACAAAGAGUGCCGAGCUCGAGGAAACUAUCAAGAGGAAGAGGUUGGCUGCUGUUGCCGGGGCUGUUGGGAAUCUUGUUGGAAGUGGCUCGCUUAAGGAGGAUCUGUUUGAUCGGUUGCUUGCUAGUGCUGAGCAGUUGUAG
Messenger RNA from Penicillium maclennaniae, 3312 nucleotides. It is a transcript of the gene msh3, whose product is annotated as mismatch repair protein MSH3. Gene Ontology annotation, biological process: mismatch repair; mitotic recombination. The transcript has 4 exons. The record is from RefSeq and is a predicted model, not a curated record. Gene Ontology annotation, molecular function: mismatched DNA binding; ATP binding; ATP-dependent DNA damage sensor activity. Bases 1 to 3312 code for a protein of 1103 amino acids. Lineage: Eukaryota; Fungi; Ascomycota; Eurotiomycetes; Eurotiales; Aspergillaceae. Gene Ontology annotation, cellular component: nucleus.